AUGGAGAGAUUUCUCAAUCUGAUGAAAGGCAUUCUUUACUCAUGGAUGAGCCCCAACUCUGUGAACACAGCAAUGGACCUGAGCAUUGCCAUUCUGUGUGGGGUGGGGCUCUUUUUCCUACUAAUCACCUUCCUGAAGGACUGCCCACUGUCACCAGCUUCUGGAAACAAAACAGACAUCCCAAAGGAUGUGAAGAGGGGGCAGAGCAACACCAGGAGGAAAACUGAUGUGGAAAAAGGUUGUAGAGAUGGAGGGGAAAAUGUGGAAGAGACCAAGACUCCAUCACAACCUAUGAAAAUUCUGACUAGGCAACUUCUCCAGGACUCUACACCACAACCCUUUUGGAACUCAAGUCAGAAAACGGACCACCUUUUACUCUCUGAGCUGUUUUCUUCCCUCAUGAGCUUAGAGGAUCUUAUAUUGCAGAAAUUUAAUCGAUGUUUCUGGGGCACAUCCUCUAUUUUCUCUGAAUCAGUUGUGGCUAUGGCCCAUGUCCUCAGAAACCCUUGCUUUGAACAACAGAAAUCUGUGAGGUUUAGUGAUCCCUGUGUCCCUGCCCAAGCUCCAUCCCAGGCUCAAGGACUUCAGCAUUACUGGUACCAGCCACUGCCUCACGAACAUAGGAAAACAAGCUUGGUAGAUCUGACAUGGGUCCCAGAAAAGGAAAUCCUCCCAAGAUCUACCCCAAAACAAAUACAUCCCAGUUUGAAGAGAAGGGCCUAUGGAGUGUCAUGUCCUACCACUGAGAAAGGGAUCCAGACAUCCCUACCCCCUGAAUGCCUGUCCCAUAAACAUGGACUGUAUUCUAAAGCCGUCAAAGGUUAUGUUAAACGAAACCAUCAAAAAGCCAUUGGAAAGCCCCCUGGGAACUUGCCCAGGGACACCCUGAAGACUAAGGCUAUCAGGCCUGCAUCUGAGCAUCUUCGGAUGUUCCAGUACCACAAGGUGCCACAGACUAAAGAAAAAGCAACAAAUGUGGGAGAACAACAAGGAACCCACAUCAGAUUCCCUCCAUCCAAGAAACUGAAGCAGCUUCAGGGACGUUUCCCACCAAACACUGAUCAUUAUUGCAAGAGAAGGCCUCAACUCUCCCAGCCUGGCCAGCCCUCCAUCCUCAAUUCCAAGAGCUACAAUUUAGGCAAAAUCUUAGCGUCUGUGUUUGCAGGGAUGACCUUAAUGAAGGACAGAGCAGACUGUACUAUGCAGUCUCAAGUCUCCCAGGCUCCACAGGCUUCCGUCCGCAACUCCAAAAGGUACAAACAUAGUAAAAGGAUGGGGUCUGAGCCCAGAAGGGUGCCCUUAAAGAAAGACACAGCAAGGUAUGAUAUGGGAAAGCCCAUCAAGAAGGGACGUGGUGCUGGGGCAAAAAAUGUGCCUCACAGUUCAUGGAGCAUCACUGGGAAGGGGCUGAAAGCCAGGAACCCUGCACUGAGGACAGACGAGCUGUCCGACAUAAACCCUACUGACGAUCAUUCUCUGCAUGACUUAGAGGCUAAAAGGAAGCUGGCAUCAAAUAGCACAAAACUUCCAGUCAAACACAGAAGGACACCAUAUCUACAGAUCCUUGAGGCACUGGAUCCCACCCCAUAUAGGGUUCCAGCCUCAAAAUGUUCCCGUGUUGUAUUUCCCUCCUCACUCAUCUGGGAUUCCAAGGAGGAAUACUACUCCAAGGCUGCCGUGAUCCUGGAAAAUUUGCAUCACCAGGACCCAGGAGGGACAAGGGUAGAAAGUGCAUCAGCUGCCAGUCUAGAGAGGGCUCUGUCUAUGCACUCAACUGCAGAGGUGCAGAAGACACAAAGAGCCCCUCCACCUGCUGCCAGCCAUAGACUCCCAAAAACACAUCCAGAUCUACUGAAGAGAAACCUGAGUAUUCAGCGCUCUGCUUUGUACUUUGAGGCAAAACCGCAGGAGGGCAGGAUUAUCCGAGGGAUUGGAAAGGGCAGCCUACAACAAAAUAACAACCCCCAAAAGGCCAAGCAUGCACCACUCAAGAGCUUUCAUGAGGGGGACUCAAGACAUCACUUGUGGAAUGGGACAGUGGUGGGCCCUGGAGAAAGGGCUUCAGCAGCCAAACAGACUAAAGCAGGGGAGGUAAAAAAAGAGACACCUUAUGCAUGGAGAGGGAGUCUGGGAUCCAACGAGAGUCACACUGGCAAGGACAUCAAUAUCAGUCCCAGGGUCUUUGGCUCUUUAGGGGCCAAGAGAAGCCCAGGCCAUCUCCAAACAUGUACUCCACAACACUCGCAGGACUCAACUCUAAGAACACAAGGGUACAGGAAUAUCAGUGUCAGUUCAAACAAGCAGCCACAGCCCAGGCCCGGGAGACACGAUCCAGAAUGCCCCAGUACAGUACACCCUGCCAAGGUCAACUUGUCUUCAGAGCACUCAAUGUCCAGCUUCCAGAAUACGUGCCAAAAGCCAAAGACUGCCCAGGGCUCAUGUGAUGUCUUCCUGAGGACGCAUGAGAGGGCAGAUACUGAAGAGAAUAGAGUCCUGAAGGAUAAGAUUAGAAUAAAUCAUCUCAAGGACUUGUGUCUCCACAAAGAGAGGCAGGGUUCUAUAAGACCUACAGCCAUAAGCCAGGGAGAAAGGCUUGGGAGAUCAAGGCCUUGUAGCCUGAGCUCCACACAGCUCAAGGAUACAGUAAAGACUCGGACAUCAGAUAAAGGAGAGGCUACUUCUAAAAGCUCUUGGAAGAGCGACAUAAGGGAGAUUUUAAAACAUGGAUAUGUUGGCUCCAAAGACAUUGGACAAGGGGACACUUCAAAGAAAGAUCAGCCCCCAGCAGUGGCUGAGCGGACAGAGGAAGACUGGACAGGGAAAAAGGUCAUCUGCAGUAUGAUAGCUCACCUGCAAUACCUUAUGAACUUUCUGUUUGAGGUCAUAGAGGACACUGAACAGGACACAUCAAAGGUACAAGGGUGUGAAAUAGAAUCCCUGAAAUUCCAGCUGGGUAGCUCAUCCCACUCUUCUGAGGGUGUCUAUGGCAUAAAUCAAGGUACACCAGCAAGCACAGUGAGCAGGGGCCACACCAGCCCCGAGAUGCAUAACUGUUCCUUCACAAAAAGAGGGAUUGGAGACAAAACACAGUCAGGGAUUAAAGCCAAGACAGCCUGUGACCAACAUCUGAACCAGGUGAACAGAGGGAUGUUCUCAGACCAGCUCCCUAUGCCCAAAAAAUAUGACCUUUCACGUAUGUACAGGGGAAUUCAACACCAGCAGGAGCUGGGUCUCACAGACCAGACCUGUGACCAACAUAAAAUUACAGAAAAGUUAGGAAUGACCCACUGUCCACAUGGAGGCACCAAGGGGCACAACCAUUCCUUUGGAUAUAGAAAACUUGGAGACCAACAACAGCCAGACUUUACCCAUAAGGCCUUGGACCCACAUCAAAGUGCAAAGGAAGACAUGGGCUGUGUCUCCUGUCUGAGUCCCAAAGGGAGCCGUCCAGUCAAGCACAGGAGAACUGACUGCUUCUCACCUUAAGUUGCUGCCCAGCAAGCCUCUGGUACUAGAACGGGGCAACGAGUAGGUGGCUCAGGCUGUCCUUGCCUUCUCACACCAAUUUUCUAGAAGGUGUCCCAUCUGCCCAGCCAUUGUGUCCCCCAUGCCUCCUAGUAAUAAACUUGGUUUUGUCCCUGUAAAGAAAGUCGUUUCUUUCUGGAAGUCUUCCUCCUGAGCUCAUGGCUCCUUCCCAGAUGGGAGCUGCUUCCUGGUAAACACUCCUGUCUUUCAGGACAGUGGUUCCUGUCUCACAGUGAUGGAGCAGGGGAGGGUCAGCAUUGCUCCUGCCCCAGUGCAGUUUAUGGAGAGACAGGGCAGGUGGGAAGGCACGGUCACUUUCAGGUGUCACCCUCACACACUCCCUUUGCUGUGCAGUUAGUAAUAAUCUUUCUGUCAUUACAGAGACAACAAAAGGUUACACUUUUUCAGGAUGAGCCAACCCCGUGAAGACCCCACCCAGGUCUGUGGCUCAAUCUGUUCCCUUACUGUCCACCUUUAUGUUUCUGUCACUUUACAGAAUGAUGUGCUGAGACAACAAUCACAAACUUUUCAUCCCCACUUCAAAGGUAGGAGAAUUUCAACCUGCAUUUCCAGGGCAGACAUAGAGAACAACUAUCCCAGGAGCCCCUGUCAUCUUGAUGCAGACGGAGGCCCUAGCACAGCUUACCUCACCUUGUGUGAUGGGCAGAGAUUGUCCAUAGUCUGCUUUGCUCUUUGACUAGAGUAGGGUCCAGAGUAGAACAUGCAGUGUGUGACCAUGGGUCGUUACUGGAGGCCAUGUCACAGAGGCCUGCCCAGUAACACAGGAAACCUGCAGAGAAACCGAAGACAUCCCAGUCAGUCCCCUCACUGACCUCCCUAGAGACCUGGCAUCAUCCUGCACAGGCCAUCGCCUUGCUGACAUGUGGACAUGCAGCUCAUAUGAUGCUGCACCAGUGCCACCCUGGGGUAGACAAUGUCUGUCAGUUGUAGAUUGUUUCCUGGUGGAAGAUUUCUAUGCAGACAAUUUGGAAACCUACAUCCGUACUUUACCAUCCUUCAAGAUCUGAGGAGAACAGAGACCCUUUCUGGAUCUAUGCUCUGUCAAAGUUCAACCUCCCCUCUCUCCUCCCAUAAUUUUCUUUCAACUCUGCAUUCCUCCUGCAAGCCCUGAAUGAAGCAAUCCACCUUUCAUCCCCCACUGCUUCACCAGAUCUCCUCUCCACUUCUUUUGUGUUUCCUUCAUAUAUUUGUUUUUAGUGUAAAAUAAAGACAAUAUAGCUAAGACUAAGUGAUAUCAAUGAAUUAGUAUAAACCAAAGAAGUGCACAAACUCCCUAGGGUAAACAUGCGGGAUGCUGUCAGCCCCUCAAAGCCCACACGCUUCUCUGUCACCAAGCCCCCUCAACAAGGACAGCCACCUUGCUUUAGGAACCUCCUCCUCACAUGUAAGCAGAAUCUUGAUCCCCUGAGCUUGUGUUGCUCACCUCAGCAGCCCGGCUCCCUCAUGCUCUGUCUCCUCUCUGUCGGCCAUCUUCCCUUUGCCACUGUAGCAUUGGAUGCGGCAUCCCUGCUUCUAGGGCUGCUCCUCUGGUGUACAGAGGUCCCACUGGCACAAGGGUCGGUUUGCUUGUGGCUGCUUCGGGCCUCCUUUCCCAGUUGCGCUCACUUGAGUAACUACAGGGUGAACGGGUGGGUUUUGAGACUUCGGUUUGCUUGGUGCUGUUCAUGGUUCUGUUUUCUUACCUGCUGCCAUGCCAGUCUCACUCUUCCUUUCUCCUCACUGAUUGAUAGGAAGGUAUAUUCUGGAUGUGAGCAUUUCACUGGUUAUAUCUUGGCAGGAAAUUAUUCCAUGUGAAGAACUUUCCCCUGGAGAUUGGCUUACACAUGGCUGGGAGCUACCAUGUGAGUGCUGGGAAUGAACCCUGGUUCUGCCCAAGGCAGCCACUGCUUUUAACUACGGAGGCAACUCUCCAGUCCCACAGGUCCUAAUAUUGUGAGACAAGACUUUCACUACUUCACCCAUCAAAAGGAUUUUAUUUUGCCCCUUUAUUUGUGUAUAGCUGUCAGAAAUUUCGGAGGAAAAAAAAAACAUGAAAUCUAUCAUUAUAUUGAAUUCUCAUUUUCAUUAAAUUAGAAUAUGUAUCAAUUAUAAUAGCCCUUGCCAUCAUUAAAGUAUGAAGAUGAUGUUACUAUUUUCAGUUUACGACAAUUAAACGUAUCUUUUCAUAAUUUUGAAAAAUUUACCUUCUAGGAUUUCCUCCUUAUAUUAGUUACUUUUCUAAGUACAAGUCAUGUUUUAAAAUUGUAACCUCCAGACCACUAUAAUUUUAUGGUUUUUAUUUCUUUUGAUUCACUUAAGAUAAAAAGAUAAAGUUGGGUGGGUAGUGAGAGAAAAUUUUGAGAAACGUUGGAGGGAGGAGAAAAUAUGACCCAUAUAUAUUGUAACAAAUACUUACGAACAAAAAACAAAGCCAAACAAUAGUUGGGAAAAUGAAGAGUUGUGCUAGCACGCCCCAUUCAAAUAAAGGCAACUAAGACUUCUUUUCAUACCUGGAAACACACUUUAUCGCUGCACACUGACCUGCUAACCUGCUACUUGGCUCACUUCCCAGAGCUUUCCUCUCUCUUCCUUUUCCUAUAACGUGUGCCUUUAGGAACGUCAUGUGCUGUCCUUGCUCCAGCCCACUUCACACACAAACUCUGUUCCCUCCUGAGAUGGGCUUUGGGGCAUCACUAGGUUACUAGGGGCAUGGGACCUCCUAUCUAGAGGGAGACCCUCAUAUACAGAAAGAGAGGACAAGUAUUGCACUAUCAUCUAUGUGCAGUGUAUGUGUAUGUGUGGUGUGUGUGAUUAUGCAUGUGUGUGGCGUGUGUGUUCAUGUGUGUGGACCUUUCUCUUUUGUUUCUUUGGUGGGUGGGUGUGCCAAUACAAGAGGCUCAUCUGCAACCAGGAAGAGAGUCUCCGCCACAAACAAAUCCUGUGUGCAACACCUUCCUUCCUGAUGUUGGCCUUGGAGUGGGGCUAGAGGAUAUAGGCCAGGGAAAACUAGGGCAGGAGCCUCCCUCCAGGUAGGUAUGUGGAAGAUGUUAGCCUCACUGGGCACCGCACCUCUGCAGGUAGCCUCGGCUCUGUAAGUGAGCCCUAUUCAUUCAUUGAUUCCCAGAGUGGAUCCUGUCAGAGUGUGUCACUGGGACCUUAGGAAGAAAUUCUAUCAACACCGAAGCCAAUAACCUUUAACUUCCUUUCUUACGCCAGGGCAGAAGUUGUCUAGCAAGAUCUGAGUCUAGCAGAAUGUUUGUGUCAAUGACAGGUGGUGGGGUAUCCAGCAGGACCUACUACUUAUCCCUGAGUCUCAGGUUAUACUGGGGUCAGAGGGGUUGUCGAGCAGGUUCUGGAACCUGGCACUGUAUACGCCACAGUAGAAGAGAUACUGUCUAGGCAGGACUGAUAUCUAGAAAUCUCUAUGGUGAGUGUCCUAAAUUUCCUUACACUAACAAUAAUUAUACAGUGUUAACAGGGUGGGAGGACCAGAUUAACUACAUAUAUGAGACUCUAGGAUAACAGACAAUGUUGCAUACAACAUCCCAAAGCACCUGCCAAUAUACUGCUGCGAUCAGUUCCAGCUGCAAAGCCUCCCUGCCACACACAGUACGUUGGGAAUCUGGCCUCAGCACAGCACACACUGCACCAUCACUAGGCUUGAACGUCUCUCCAGAGGUCACUUUGAUGGCCGAAUUCACACAGUUAGAUCCUGCUGUGUGCAAUGCUGUUCUCACUGCUCAGUGAACUGAACACCGUCUCUGUGAAGAGGGGCUGAGCCUGUUCUGCCUGUAGACGCCCGACCUUCUCAAUGAGGCUCACCAGAUCUCCCUCAGCAGCCGUCACAGCACCACACAGAUACCUUUUCCCAUUAUGAGGGGGAACAGCUGCAUUAUAUUUGGAUGGCCCAGAAGAUUCAUUAUGUCAAUUUCAGUCACGUUGACUCAGUCAUUUUCUCCCCCAUUUCCUGGACCCUGAAAGUGUCCUACGGCUCCUGUGGAGGAGGCACAGCUGGGGAAAGCUGCCUUUCUGUGCCAAGGGUCCUGAAGGUGACAAGAUUGUGUGAAACGGACACAUUUUGGAGGAUCUAACUCCAGUUCCAGCUUCACUGCUGCCUGCUCUCUUCACUUGCUGGAAGGUUGCUCGGCAAUUCCCAUGCUAACACCAGCUGACUAAACACUGACAUGAAAACCAUGAUAUUGCACUCAAGAGAAGCAGGAUGGGAGGAAGCUGUACGGCUUUCAAUUCCCAGGAGAGAGAGAGAGAGAGAGAGAGAGAGAGAGAGAGAGAGAGAGAGAGAGAGAGAGAGAGAGAGAGGAGAGGAGAGGUGAGAAGGUCCCACAGUGCACUUCAGAGUCAUAGAAACAAAACCUCAGAACCAUAGCUGAUAAAACAUGCUGAAGGCGAGAGCUGAACCUAACCAGA
Messenger RNA from Rattus norvegicus (Norway rat), 7950 nucleotides. RefSeq names its product SPATA31 subfamily A member 5 like 1 (gene Spata31a5l1). The record is from RefSeq and is a predicted model, not a curated record. NCBI's taxonomy places the organism in Eukaryota, Metazoa, Chordata, Mammalia, Rodentia, Muridae.